This is a messenger RNA of Trypanosoma grayi, 1248 nucleotides long. RefSeq lists its product as hypothetical. Lineage: Eukaryota; Euglenozoa; Kinetoplastea; Trypanosomatida; Trypanosomatidae. The transcript has a single exon. The record is from RefSeq and is a predicted model, not a curated record. The coding region runs from base 1 to 1248 and encodes 415 amino acids.
AUGACUUCUUCGCCCUUUCCUUGCAUGGCGCCAUGCGACCCUCCCUUUGCCACAUCGGCGACAGGAACAGGGGGGGCGUCACCUGACGUGAGGCCCCAGAACAAGCGACAACGCGUGGAGCAGACACCAUGUGAUACUUGGAGAAAGGAUAUUUGCCGAUUCCUCGAUGCCGCUGCUGCAUCCGCUCGCCCGGAGCUGACGGUUGCCGAGUUCUCCCGAGAGCGGAUUGUCUUUGAGGCCUAUCGCGUACUGCGCUCCUGUUGGCUGUUCCGCGGCAAUGCGCGUGACGCGUUCGAGCCAGCGUGCCACCUGCACAAAGUGACGCAACAGGUGCUUGUCACGUAUUGCGGAUACGGCUUAACAUAUGACGGUCAGUAUCUCGUCCUUAAGGGAGAGGAGUGGAUGCCGUCCGUCGGCCUUCUUCUCGUCGUGUUGCAACAGAUGUUGCGGGAGUACGGCGACCACGGCCAGUCUGCCCUGGCGACAAUGGUAACAAAACCAGCAGCGGGACUGCGGUCUCAUGCCUCAGCUUGCGGCUUCGGGAACGCCGAGGUGUGCGUGGUAACGUUGAGCUGCGAGGGCUUUGGCCAGUUGGACGCUGCAGGCGGCUUUGAGCACAGGCAGGAGCGGCUCAUGGCGGUGCGACAGGUGUUGCGCGAGGCGGUGGACGCCGCAGCACACCCCAGCGUUGUGCUCCUCGGCGACUGCGUGCUGUCGGAGAGUGAUGUACUCGCUCUCGCCGAGGGUCUCCAUGCGGAGUGCUUUACCGCCGAGCAGCAUCACGGCUAUGGCAUCGCGUGCCUCGUCUCUGGCGCCAACGCCCGGGCGGCGUGCGGGGUUGUGGGUGAUGACGACAACGACGACGCCAGCCUUGCACAUGCGGUGAGCUGCGGCUCCUGGCGGACCCGCAGUAUGUGCGUGCAUGGGGUUCUCCUGAGCCCCAUGGGCCCGCUGUUUCUGCACGCGCAGCAGUACAGCAACUGCGACGGUGCCAAUGGGGCCGACCCCGAUGAGGCUGGCCUGCACGAGUGGCUCGGGCGCGUCGCGCAGGCGCCGCAGCCAACCGUUGUGGUGCAGUGGGGCAUCGAGAGCCUCCCCUUGCUUGGCGACUACCGGCGCUGCGCCACAACUGGGGCAGGCGACGGUGACGGGCCGGUGAUGCACGGGCGCGGCGCAGCAGUGGUGGAGUCCCCCGCUGCCAGCGGGGAGUGCCGUGUCUGGCGCGUGCGAGUGCCACUGGAUUUGUGA